AUGAAGAGUGCCAUCAAGGAAGUCUAUGGACCUUCCAAGCCAUGUACUACCCCACUCCUGUCGGUAGACGGCUCGACACUGUUGAAGAAGAGCAGCAUCAAUGUGCGAUGGAGAGAGCACUUCCGCAACCUACUCAAUAGGCCCUCCACUGUAGACCCCUAUGCCCUUGACCUGAUCCCACAAAGAACCACUGUCCACUGCCUCGACCUCCCCCUCCAAUGGACGAAAUCUCGAAGGCGAUUAAGCAGAUUCCUCCUCACUAGCAUCUGGGAGGACGAAGAACUGCCAAAAGACUUCAGGCCAUGCCACCAGGGACUGGGACCUUGGGGUAUAUCUGCGAUACAGACUCGACGGCUCUCUGUUCGACGACUGGAUGCCAAGACCAAGGUCGUGGAGAAGAUUGUCCUGGAAGCGCUUUUCGCUGAUGACUGUACCUUCAUGGCCCACAAGGAGUCUGACCUCCAGCUCAUCGUGAGUAAGUUCGCAGAAGCAUCCCGCCUCUUUGGUCUCACCAUCAGCCUGGGCAAGACAGAAGUACUGUUCCAACCCUCGCGAGCCUCCACCGCCCCUGCCCCCGCCAUCUCCAUCGAGGGCACGCAGCUGAAGACGGUAAACGACUUUAGGUACCUCGGCACCACUAUCAGCAACGGUGGCAGCCUGGAUAAGGAGAUAAACGCCAGGAUCUGCAAAGCCAGUCAAGCUAUCGGUCGUCUCCGACCUCGCGUCCUGAACCAACACAACGUCCAGCUGUCCACGAAGCUCAAGGUGUACAAGGCUGUCGUUCUCACUAGCCUCCUCUACGCAUGUGGAGACGUGGACCAUAUACAAAAGACACUCGAAGCAGUUGGAGAAGUUCCACAUGAAAAGCCUGAGGUCGAUCAUGAACAUUCAUUGGCAAGACCGGGUCACAAACAUUGGGGUCCAGGACAGAGCCAAAUGAUCAGCAUCGAGGCCAUGAUCCUGAAAGCCCAGCUCCGUUGGGUUGGUCACGUGAUCCGGAUGGAUGACCAUUGGCUGCCCAAGCACUCUGGGGCUAUGGGAAUAGGAGCAGACAACACAAGAGAUUCAAAGACUGUAUUAAGUCCAACAUAA
Haliotis rubra (blacklip abalone) is the source of this 1092-nucleotide messenger RNA. RefSeq lists its product as uncharacterized. The record is from RefSeq and is a predicted model, not a curated record. The transcript has 3 exons. Bases 1 to 1092 code for a protein of 363 amino acids. NCBI's taxonomy places the organism in Eukaryota, Metazoa, Mollusca, Gastropoda, Lepetellida, Haliotidae.